Messenger RNA from Perkinsus marinus ATCC 50983, 267 nucleotides. RefSeq lists its product as hypothetical. The coding region runs from base 1 to 267 and encodes 88 amino acids. The transcript is spliced from 2 exons. NCBI's taxonomy places the organism in Eukaryota, Perkinsozoa, Perkinsida, Perkinsidae. The record is from RefSeq and is a predicted model, not a curated record.
AUGGAAGCCCGUAGCCUCAUACGUCCCCUGAGAACGGACAUCACUAUCGAGUUCGUGUACGAUCGCAGUGAAGAGGCCUAUGGGGCUUUCGUUGCCCAUGCUCUUAUGCUGGAGGAGGAAUAUAGGAACACUCGAAGUGUGGAGAAAAAGGGGAAGAAGUCGGUCGAAACGACCACACCUGCUGAUUCCCACGUACUGCAGUCCCGGGCUGAGGGGUACAAGGCUCUUACUGAUCCCUGGUGGUUUGAGGUUGGUCUCCUCACUUGA